Molecule: messenger RNA, 1361 nt
Organism: Bradysia coprophila
Lineage: Eukaryota; Metazoa; Arthropoda; Insecta; Diptera; Sciaridae
Cellular component (GO): plasma membrane
Molecular function (GO): protein binding
Source: RefSeq, a predicted model, not a curated record
UUAACUUAUCAAUUUUCGAUUGCUCUUAUCAGAAACCGAACGGAUUUGAAUGCACUUAUCAAUUCAAAGCAAUAAGACGAUUACAAAACUUGAAACUGCAAAAGAUCCGCACGUUAAUUCGCACCGUAUACCUUGAAGUGUCACCUAACGAUGGGCAGUCGUUUAGUAGAGCUAGUUAUAUUUGUUGCUGUUCUGGGCACAGCUUCGGCCACGUGUAGGUUUCUCGAAGAUGACUAUUACGGAUACCACUGCUUUCUGGAACAUGUCAAUGCUACUGACGUCUCCGACAUGGUUGAUCUGUCGGGUGAACAUGUCGAUGGUAGGUCUGACGUGCAUGUAGAAACGGUUAUAGUUUCACCAACGGCUCGACUAGAGGAGAUACCAAUGAACAUCUUUGCGACGUUCAUCAAUUUGGAAACGUUUUUCUGCAACGCAAAUUUUCUGCGACGAAUCGAUCUUCCGUUUUGUGGACCGCGCAUGAGGACGUUCCAAGCGAAUACGAAUCAAGUAGAGGUUUUACAAAACGGAGCAUUCCGUGGAUGUCGUUCCUUAGAACAGAUCACAAUUAUUAUGUCCGAUAUUCAACGCAUUGAAGAAAAUGCCUUUGCCGAACUGAACCAACUCCGUGACCUUCUGCUGUACGAAAAUCCUCUCGUAGAACUUCAUGGCCAUCUAUUUCGCCAGCUACCCCAAUUGCAGCUGGUAAGGUUUGAUCAAGGUGAGUUGACGUCGAUCCACCCGGGAACGUUUCAGUGCAAAGAAUUUAUGUCGCAAUUGGAUUUGAGUCUUAACAGACUCGAGAGAAUUGAAACGGGAACAUUCACGAACCUGUUGCGUUUGCGAACGUUGAAUUUGGGUAGGAACAACAUUCAGGUCAUUGAAGAAGGAGCCUUCGCAAAUCUCCCAUUGCUCGAAAGGUUGGAAUUGGUCGAAAAUCAGAUUGCAGUUCUUGACUCGAAUCUGUUCGGAACAACGUUUCAGAAUCUGAACUAUUUGGGAGUCGGUUCGAACCGGAUAAAUGCUGUUGAUAGGCAAGUGUUUCGCCGGUUUCCGGGUCUGAUGUCGUUCUUCGGUGCGGGGAAUGUCUGUUUCUCGCAAAACUUUGACGACAUUGGUUCCAUUGAGAAUGAUGUUGCGCCGUAUUUGGAAACUUGUUUCACAAACUUCGACGAAUUGUAAAUUGGAUUAAAAUUAUGGGGAACGAGUUACCACAAAAUAAAAAGUUUUUAGAUUUCUUAACGAAAAUGUUGAAUCGAUCAAUGGAAAUCGAAACGAGCCCGAAGUGUCAAUGACUUGAGAUUCUUCUGUAAUAAUAGAUGAAAAUUUCGGGAACACAAUAAAUACCAAGACCAUCUGCAUUA